UUACAUAUCUCUUUGACUUUGUGAUUAGAAUGAGGAAUUAUAGAACAUCAAUUUUUGUGGUAUUAAGUUUGGUAAUAUUUCUCAAUGUGCAGAGAAGUUUUGUGGCAGAAGCUAAGAAGAAGGUUCAUAUAGUGUAUUUGGGUGAGAAGCAACAUGAUGAUCCCGAGUUUGUCACGGAAUCUCAUCAUCGGAUGUUGUGGUCACUUCUUGGAAGUAAAGAGGAUGCCCAUAAGUCAAUGGUUCACAGUUACCGACAUGGCUUCUCAGGUUUUGCGGCUAAGCUUACCAAGUCCCAAGCCAAGAAGAUAGCGGAUUUACCUGAUGUUGUCCAUGUCGUACCGGAUAGUGUCUAUAAGUUGGCAACAACUCGAACUUGGGAUUACCUAGGCCUUUCUGCUGCCAAUCCAAAGAGUCUUCUACAUGAAACUAAUAUGGGUGAACACAGUAUCAUCGGUGUUAUAGACACGGGAGUAUGGCCUGAAUCUGAAGUAUUUAAUGACAAUGGGUUCGGGCCUGUGCCAAGCCACUGGAAAGGAAGCUGUGAGUCGGGAGAGAAUUUCACUUCCUCUAACUGCAAUAAAAAGCUCAUCGGAGCAAAGUAUUUCAUCAGUGGUUUUCAAGCAGAGAACGAAAGCUUCAACUCCACAGACUCACUUGAUUUCAUUUCCCCUCGAGACUUUGAUGGUCAUGGCACGCAUGUUUCCACCAUUUCGGGCGGUUCAUACGUGCCCAACAUUAGUUACAAGGGUCUAGCAGGAGGGACUGUGAGAGGUGGGGCACCUCGUGCUCGUAUAGCGAUGUACAAGGCUUGUUGGUAUCUUGAUGAUGCAGACAUAACGACUUGUUCAUCUGCUGACAUCUUGAAAGCUAUGGACGAGGCUAUGCAUGAUGGUGUUGAUGUUCUGUCAAUCUCUCUAGGCUCUGAAGUUCCUUUGUCUGACGAAACUGAUAUUCGCGAUGGGAUGACUACUGGAGCAUUCCAUGCAGUCUUAAAGGGUAUCACUGUUGUUUGUUCCGGUGGUAACUCUGGCCCAGACUCUCUUACCGUGACAAACACAGCUCCUUGGAUGGUGACUGUGGCUGCAACUACUCUAGACCGGUCCUUUCCCACACCUCUUACACUUGGGAAUAAUAAAGCGAUAUUGGGUCAAGCAAUGUACACAGGUCCAGAACUUGGCUUCACUAGCUUGGUUUAUCCGGAGAAUCCAGGGAAUAGCAACGAAAGUUUUUCUGGUACUUGUGAGGAGCUAUUCUUCAAUUCUAAUCGUACAAUGGAGGGGAAAGUUGUGUUGUGUUUCACAACAUCACCUUACGGUGGUGCUGUAUCAAGGGCUGCACGUUAUGUGAAGAGAGCCGGUGGUCUCGGUGUAAUCAUCGCAAGACACCCAGGCUACGCUAUCCGACCAUGUCUAGAUGAUUUCCCUUGUGUUGCUGUGGACUGGGUGCUUGGGACUGAUAUACUUCUCUACACACGGUCCAGUGGAUCGCCUGUGGUGAAGAUACAACCUUCUAAAACACUCAUCGGACAACCAGUGGGUACAAAAGUGGCAACGUUCUCAUCAAGAGGGCCUAAUUCGAUCGCCCCUGCGAUUCUCAAACCGGAUAUAGCAGCACCAGGAGUGAGCAUAUUGGCAGCUACAACCAACACCAGUUUCAGCGACCGAGGGUUCAUUAUGCUGUCAGGAACAUCAAUGGCAGCUCCUGCAAUAUCAGGAGUUGUUGCACUUCUCAAAGCUCUGCACCGUGAUUGGUCUCCUGCUGCCAUUAGAUCAGCCAUUGUCACUACAGCUUGGAGAACCGAUCCAUUUGGAGAGCAGAUAUUUGCUGAAGGGUCACCUCCGAAGCUAGCUGAUCCGUUCGACUACGGUGGAGGCCUUGUGAAUCCAGAGAAAGCUGCAAAUCCAGGUCUUGUAUAUGACUUGGGACUUGAAGACUAUAUUCUCUACUUGUGCUCUGUUGGUUACAACGAGACAUCAAUCUCUCAGCUCGUUGGUAAAAGAACAGUCUGUUCAAAUCCCAAACCAUCUAUUCUUGAUUUCAACUUGCCUUCCAUCACAAUCCCAAAUCUCAAAGAUGAAGUGACUCUCACCAGAACCCUCACUAACGUUGGACCACUCAAAUCGGUCUAUAAAGUUGCGGUGGAGCCACCAUUGGGUUUUCAAGUGACCGUGACACCGGAGACACUAGUGUUCAACGCUAUGACCAAAAAGGUCUCUUUUAAAGUUAAAGUCUCAACCAAACACAAAAUCAAUACAGGUUUCUACUUUGGAAGCUUGACGUGGAGUGACUCUGUGCACAAUGUCACCAUUCCUUUGUCUGUGAGAACGCAAAUUCUGCAGAACUAUUAUGAUGAAAAUUAAACCUAUUAAAAUGACUAACCAUUUGUGUGCUUGUACUUAUACUGUAAUACAUGUAUGUAUUGAACUGUUUGACUCUUUGUAAACUUUAAUUAAAGAAGGGAAAACUCCCAAAAAUUGCCUCAGUUGCCUCAACAUUUGCUAAGAAACUGAGAUUUGACAA
Molecule: messenger RNA, 2520 nt
Organism: Arabidopsis arenosa
Lineage: Eukaryota; Viridiplantae; Streptophyta; Magnoliopsida; Brassicales; Brassicaceae
Source: the annotation of a GenBank genome assembly